This is a messenger RNA of Rhincodon typus (whale shark), 2825 nucleotides long. Its product is annotated as CD2-associated protein-like. Gene Ontology annotation, molecular function: protein binding. Lineage: Eukaryota; Metazoa; Chordata; Chondrichthyes; Orectolobiformes; Rhincodontidae. The record is from RefSeq and is a predicted model, not a curated record.
CUCGCCUCGAUUUUGAGUUGUGCACUUUUAAAUGUGCUGCUUUGAAGUUGUUCCUCAGCUGGCCCAGUGGAAGUGUAUCGCAGAGCAGCAAGCAUGGUGGAAAUGAUCGCUGUGAAUAGCUUUCAGAGCCAGCAGUAUGAUGAGCUGAGUCUCGAGGUUGGGGACAUCAUAAAGAAUUCCAAGCGCACAGAUGAAGACGGCUGGUGGGAAGGAGAGCUGAAUGGGAGAAGGGGCCGGUUCCCAAGGAUAUUCGUCAAGAAAGUGGCAUCUCAAGCUGUUGAAUGUGAAAACCGUACACAGCCCCGUUCAAUCCGCAGAAAGCCAGUGGUGAAGAAGAAGAAGCAGAGAUGGUGCAAAGUGGUCAUUUCAUACAGCCCUGUGAAAUCAGGAGAGCUAGAGCUCAACCUGGGAGACACCAUUGAGAUCCUCAAUGAGAUUGAAGAUGGUUGGUGGAUAGGAAGGAAGAAUGGACAAACUGGGGGCUUCCCAUCUAAUUUUGUCAUAGAAAUAGACAACACAGAAGGGAAGGCCCACGGCUCUGUUACUGAGUCUGAUUUCGGUGUCCUGAAUCAAAGUGAACCAAGCUCAGACAUCCAGGUCCCAACAUUUAGAUCAGCGCAUCCCAGUGCAAACCUUGGGAACCCUGGAGCUGGGAGACAACAGUUGGCUUCUAAACCUGACAAUAUGGCAUCAGCGAAGAACCCGGAAUGGAUCCACUGGAAAGUUGACAACCGAGAUGAGAAGGAAGAGCCCAAGAAUGAAUGGUCAGAACCUGUGGUCAAACCUGGGCCUCCCAGAAAGGUGCCACCACCUGUAAAAGUGAAGCCAGUGUUGUCAAACCUGCUGAAUAAAGUUAAUGGAGAACAUGCUCUCCCUCAACAAGACCGGAAUAAACCAGCCAGAGACAGGGGCACUGAUUCAGAUUCGAUGACCUUCGACAUGCUCGCUGCAUCCACAGAGAAGCUGACGCACCUGACAAUGGACAGGCCCAAAGCCAAGGGGCGUAGACCACCCUCUCAGUUAGUGGCUUCACCUAUCCGGGAUGUCAAAAGGCCAGCGCAGCUCGCAACAGCAGCUAAGGUCACUACUGGGAUCACCCAGCAGUCAGAGCAGCCCCCACCGAAAACACACUGGGCAACACCUGGCAAACCAGCAAUAGGCUCGACAAAUUCAGCAAGCAAACCUCAGAGAGAGGUGGAGAGUGAGGACAAGGCAACUACACUCAUAGCAUUGAGAGCAGAGGUCCGAAGUCUCCAGCUGAGCUUCGAUCUACUGAAGAACCAACAUUUGAGAGAUAUAGCAGCUUUAAAAGAAGAGAUAGCAGAAGAGCGGAACAAACGAAACACACUGCAGGCGGAGGUUGAAAAACUGAGAGGAUUCACAACAACUCUACAAAAGCACUGAGUUCAAACCUUGUCCCCACCCCUGAUUCCUGGCCCCAGCCUGUUACCCACCCUCUGUGAAGAUAAAAUUCAAGUGGACAACGUCCUGGUCUCAGAGAGUUUGGAGUUUGACAAAUGUAAAGCCUAUUCGGGCAAUGUAGGAUUGCUAAGGAGUUUGCUCCGUGUAUGUCAUACCUCGUGGUGGUGGAGGCCUACGCAUUCUUAGUGUCAAAAAACAUCAAGACACAGAGCCAGACAGGAAACCACCAGUUUGGAAAAAUGAACUUGAAUAGGCUUCUAUUUGUUUAGCACUUUGCAUGUCCUCAAGACAUUAUCGAGCACUUUCCAACUUACGUCUGAGGUAAAUGCAAGAGGUAACUGGGUGAAAAAUCUUGCAUGGGCUUCCCUCACCCCCGCUUUGUUAGAGUGGCAGAUUCCACCUUGUCAACCAAACAAACGUGUGUAGGCCAACUCUCUUUCUAUCUCUCAACAAUCUUCAAACUCCAGUCAGAUGUUUGGAUUGACCAGUGUACAGCACAGUGUGAGUUUACACUUGGGCACCACAGCCUGGUGGCACAGUGUGGUACCUACAGGAUGGUCAAAAGCCAGGAGUUGAUGUCUACCAAGCUUUCUGACUGUCAGCUCCCAUCAGAUUGGGAUGCAAUAUGAAAUAGAUCCAUCUUACCUCCUGAGCACAAUCCUUUUAAGGAGAGGGCUGUCCUGUGUCAAAUUUCGAGCGGCUAGCUGACAAUAUGGCGUCUUUUCAACAUUCAACAAUUUUCAUCCAUUCUGUAACCAAAAUAUUUGUAAUUCAAAAGGAACGAGCUACUUUGUGUGGGCUGCUAAUUCAAAUCCGGUUUUCUUCUGUGUGCAUUGCCAGUGCCAAUUAAUGCCUUUUAGAAACCUCGUUACAUUAAACAGAAUGUGAGACUCAGAGGAAGGUGGAGAGUCAGAGGCACACAGAUACAGUGAGAUAGAGGGAAUCAGUAAGAAACACACAGUCUCAGAAACACAGCAAAAGAAUAAAAGCUACAGGAACACAAGGGGUAGGUUCCACUGAUAGGGGAGAGGUGCCAUGUUCAGCACCAGGAAAGUCCCAUUCAAUCCCAGCCCAGUUGUGGGAGCUGACCCUACACUUUGGCAGCCACCCGGCCAUUGCAAUUGGUUUAACAAGCAUCAGGACUUGAGACUCCUGCUUCUAAUUCUUGUUCAAAUAUUCCAGCAGCUGCUGAGUGAUGCACGUCACAGUCAAAUAGUUUCUUCUGAGGGCGUGACGAAUGCAUCCUCUUGAUGCCAGUGAGCUCUUUCUUAAAUAUGCAGAAUGGGAUCCAAUUAUAUCAACUUUAAGCGUGGCCUGAGUAGGCAAGAGCGUAUGAUGAUUACCCCCAGGGAAGGGGAACAAGAGAAAGGACCAAAAAUGGUGGACCUGAUUUAUUAAUUUAC